CCCCAAAUUAAAAAACAAAAACCUCUCUGUUCUCCCCAAAAAUGGCACACACUGUCCUUCUCAUCCUCCUCUCCGCCACCAUCGGCUUCUCCUCCGCCGCGUUGGUUGAAGAGCAGCCUCUGGUGCUUAAGUACCACAACGGCAUUCUCUUGAAAGGAAACGUCACUCUCAACCUCGUCUGGUACGGGAAGUUCACCUCAAUCCAACGGUCAAUCAUCGUCGACUUCAUCCGCUCUCUCAGCUCCUCCGCCGUCCCAUCAAAAGGCCCAUCCGUGGCCUCGUGGUGGAAGACGACGGAGAAGUACAAAGGCGGCUCGUCGAAGAUCGUCGUCGGUAAACAGCUCCUCCUCGAGAACUACCCUCUCGGAAAAUCGUUAAAGAGUCCUUACCUCAGAGCUCUCUCGGGGAAGCUCAACGGAGGUGGUGUUCGGUCGAUAACCGUCGUUUUAACGGCGAAGGACGUCGCCGUUGAAGGAUUCUGCAUGAACCGGUGCGGGACUCACGGCGCGAAAGCACGUUCCGUUAACAGCGGAGCUUACGUCUGGGUGGGAAACUCUGAAACGCAGUGUGCUGGCUACUGCGCGUGGCCGUUUCAUCAGCCGAUGUACGGACCUCAGUCUCCGCCGUUAAUCGCGCCUAACGGCGACGUCGGAGUCGACGGAAUGAUCAUAAACCUCGCGACGCUACUGGUUAACACCGUCACGAAUCCGUUUAAAAGCGGUUACUUUAACGGCGGGAAUCAAGAAGCUGUCUCGGUAUGUACCGGGAUGUUCGGGUCCGGUUCCUACCCGGGUUACGCGGGUCGGGUCCUCGUAGACAAGACAACCGGAGCGAGUUACAACGCCUUGGGACUCGCCGGGAGGAAAUAUCUUUUGCCAGCGAUGUGGGACCCGCAGACUUCGAAGUGUAAGACUUUGGUUUGAGUUUAGACCGUCUAGAAGGAGACACGUGGCAAGAGAUCAAUGGAGAUGGAGAGUUGAAGCUUAUCGGAGCCAAAGAAAGUUGUUGUAGAUAUCUAUCUUGUCUGAUUGUACGGAGGAGUUUAGGGGGGAAGUGGAUGUGUUUCUUUUGUCGUUUUGUGUGUCGUGUACAUUCGAUCCUGGAGAUAUGUGAAGGAUGGGUCAUAUAUCUAAUUUAAUGCCAAUAAAUAAAAUCGAUUUGUAGUUUUCUCUGG
This is a messenger RNA of Brassica oleracea var. oleracea, 1174 nucleotides long. RefSeq names its product protein EXORDIUM-like 4. The coding region runs from base 42 to 923 and encodes 293 amino acids. NCBI's taxonomy places the organism in Eukaryota, Viridiplantae, Streptophyta, Magnoliopsida, Brassicales, Brassicaceae. The transcript has a single exon. The record is from RefSeq and is a predicted model, not a curated record.